AAAUUAGGCCUGCUAUGGACAAUUUGGCGAGCGUUUAUAAGAGCAUGAAAGUAGCAGGAGUCAAUAUAUUAUUGUUAUUGAUAGAGAUUCAAGUGCGUGAAGAAACUCAAACUGGUGUUGAUAUACGCCAGGUCCAAGAUAAUGGCGAAACCGAAUUGCAAAACUUGAACUGCACAAAAAGGGUCAAAAAGCACAACUGUGAGUUCCCAGAGAUCUUCUCAGUCAAACCAGGAGAAACCUUCAUUUCCAACCAAGAAAAGGGUCCAGUUUGCAUGGUAUCUCUUUUCUGGUUUCUUAUCAUGAGCUUCAAAUUAGUUAUUCCCAGUAUGGCCAUCCUGUUAUUGAUUGUUCAAAAAUUUAUUCGUGAAAGUGAGCCUGAUGAAACCUCAAAGAAUGCUUUAAAUGACCCGACUGCUUGUUUUAUGUUCCAUGCAGAUAGAAAACAGAGAUUUUAUAUAGUUUCUGCCUUGGCCGAGACAAAGGUAGACCUAAAA
This is a messenger RNA of Striga asiatica, 494 nucleotides long. The record is from the annotation of a GenBank genome assembly. Lineage: Eukaryota; Viridiplantae; Streptophyta; Magnoliopsida; Lamiales; Orobanchaceae.